AUGGCUGCGACUCAGUUCUACUUGAACAUAUCUCUAGAUACGGAAGAAGAUGAUGAGAUUUUGGAGAAAGCUAAAGAGCUAGACAACGCACUCCAAGAAUCUCAGGUGGAAAUCGACAGUCAAUGGACACCCUAUAUGGUGAAAAUGAUACAAGGCCACCCGACUGAUCGUCUCAUCGUUUUUCGUCCUCAAACAUCAAAUAAAGUUCUCGGGUGCAUUAGGGUGUACAAAGCUGGCACUACCACAAAAAUAUGGGAUGUAUAUGACACGAAUGGAACAUUUAUAGGCAAAGUCCCGAAAAACUGCGCCUUCGAAGCGAUGCUGGUGGAGGUGAAACUUAUCACGCAGAAGGAUAACCGGAGUUAA
Molecule: messenger RNA, 366 nt
Organism: Histoplasma mississippiense
Lineage: Eukaryota; Fungi; Ascomycota; Eurotiomycetes; Onygenales; Ajellomycetaceae
Exons: 2
Coding region: 1-366 (121 amino acids)
Source: RefSeq, a predicted model, not a curated record